Messenger RNA from Anarrhichthys ocellatus (wolf-eel), 2171 nucleotides. RefSeq names its product SPT7 like, STAGA complex subunit gamma (gene supt7l). Gene Ontology annotation, molecular function: transcription coactivator activity; protein heterodimerization activity. Lineage: Eukaryota; Metazoa; Chordata; Actinopteri; Perciformes; Anarhichadidae. The record is from RefSeq and is a predicted model, not a curated record. The transcript is spliced from 5 exons. Gene Ontology annotation, cellular component: SAGA complex. The coding region runs from base 142 to 1431 and encodes 429 amino acids.
AAUGCUUAGUUCCGGUGCAACUUCCUUCAAACAUACAAGGGAUAUUGGUUUCAUAUGUUAGCAGACGCUUUAUCCAUCCCUGUGCAAUAUUGAAUCCGAGUUUGAAUCCGGCCCGUGUCUUUCCGGCUUUGAUCACCCACCAUGAUGCGUUACUGGGGCGAGAUCCCUGGGCCGGCGGGGGCUCCUCCCAGUCGCAGCUCCUUUGACUUGCUCCAGCGCGAGUUCCGCUCGGUGGAAAUGCAGGACCCUCCCCUGCACCAGCCCUCGGCCCAGCGCCCGCGGCCCACCACCAUGUUGGACAUCCCCUCGGAGCCCUGCAGCCUCACCAUCCACACAGUGCAGCUGUGUCAGCAUGCCCGUCGCCUCCGUGGUCUCCUGUCGGCGGCUCAGGGUCAGAGCUCGGCGUCCUCUGAGGGUGGCAGCAAGCUAGAGGAGGCUGAUGCCAACCUGCCUCUGCGUCCUCCCACCCCACCUGUUAUGCCAGAUGACUUGCUACCCGUGGACAGCAAAGCCCCGCGGCAGCCCUUCCUGCUCCGCCACAGUGACCCUGAGAGUGACUUCUAUAAGGGUAAAGGCGAGCCCGUCACGGAGCUGAGUUGGCCCUCCUGCAGGCCGCUCCUCUACCAGUCUGUGGCCACCAUCUUGGCCCACGCUGGCUUCGAGUCGGCCCAGGAGAGCGUGCUGGAGACCCUGACCGACCUCGUUAAUGAGCAUUACCUGCGCCUCUCUCGCAUGCUGCGCGUGGCGGUGGACCGCGAGGCUCGGCUAGGAGCGAGUUCCUUCCCAGACGUGGUGGAGCAAGUGUUCCACGAGGUGGGCAUUGGCAGCGUGCUGGCCCUGCAGCGCUUCUGGCAAGUGCGGAUCAAGGACUAUCACAGCUACAUGCUGCAGAUGAGCAAAGAUCUGUCGGAGGAAUAUGAACGACUGGUGAACCCAGAGAAGGCUCUGGAGGACUCCAAGCCCCCAAGGAUCAAGGAGGAGCCCAUGAGUGAUAUCUCCUUCCCCGUUAGCGAGGAGCCUGAGGCUGACUUGGCCUCUGGGGACCAAGCUCUGCCCAUGGGGGUCCUCGGGGCCCACGGUGAGAGGCUGGCUUCGGGUCUGGAUGGUGACCAUUCUCCUCGCGCCUCAGGUGGGGGUGGGACCAACAACUCCCCACUGUGGCCACAGGUAAAAAUGGAGCCGCAGGAUGUCGAGGAGGGCCAGGGCGCUGGCCACCACCACCACCACCAUCACCACCACGCCGUCUUGGGCGGAGAUGUGUUCGAGGAGGGCGGGCCCAUGUCCACCUUGAGCGAGUCGGGAGGAGCCAUGGCACCCUCUCCCGGGGGUGCGGCGUCAGAUGCCAGCUACGCGUCGCAUUCGCCAGACUCCUUGAUGGCCGCCUCGCCCGUCUUCAACCAAAGGCCCAAAAAACGGGCGAGGAAGAUGUGAGGACAUAUUGGUGGACGGCGGAAGCCCUGAGAAGUGGACUCUGAACUCACCAGCAGCAGACAAAAUCUGGCGGUGAAUCACACCAGCUGUGCAGCUGUUGAUAUUAACGGCCACUCCAUAAAAUGACGUAAAUGUGUUGAAUGACCUGAACUGAUUGGGGGGGGGGGGGGUCGUUUUUUUAGUUUGUAUAGUUUCUCUCGAAGACAUUGAAUUCAUAACGGGGUUUAUUGUUAAAAGAAUAAACAUCUUUCAGAGUAUCAGUUUUGUCUGUUUGAGUUUUAUGAAGUGCUUUUCAGAAAAUAUAGGAGGUGACAAUUAGCCCUAAUGAAUUGGAGAACAGGAAAAACUAAGUGGACCAAAAGCAAAUCAUUUUGUCAAACAGCUUAAUAAUUCAGCAGAAUGGGUUUGUUUUCGUAGAGCUAUUGAGUCCCUUUCUCCUCGCAUACCAAUUACUCCCAUUCAUUAGGAUUACAAGAUGCUCCACCAAAGGACAACACCCCCGUCAUGAAGAUGCCGCUGUAUAUUAUGAUGUAUUCCCUUUCUGCGGUACACUUUACUGUACAUGUAGCCCAACACGGCGGAACGAUCUACAAACGCACACACACACACAACUACUUCACACACCUGUCAACCUGAAGCCGCUCUGCUAAAUUAGCAUCUGUUUCAGUAAUGAGGCAAAGCUGCGAAACGCAACGCCAGAGGCAAUUAUGGCUUGGUUGUCUGCAUCGUGACGACGACAU